AGGGAGGGAGGGAGGCCGGCCAGGCUGUGUCCUUCCUCUGCCCACCGUUGCCUUUUCUCUCGAGGGAAAGGAGGGAGCUCCCGGUCCCCUCCGCCUCACCCCACCCUUCUUCCCGACGGCCUUUCUCUCGCUUUCUGAGGCGGGCCGCGGUCCUGCUUUUCUCCCCUUCCAGCGCCACCUUCCUCCUUCUCCUCCCUGCGCCGCUCUUGUGCUGAGGCCGAAGGGAAGGAGGAGGAGGAGGCCGCAGCCGCUCUCCUCGUCGCCGCUGAGGAGGAGGAGGUGGGGGGCCAGGCCCUCCUCGGCCUGGCCCGGCUCGGCUGGGCCUGGCCCGGCCUCCUCACCCGAGCCGACCCCUGCCGGGCCUACACCAUGAGGAGGGAAAUGAACGGGGUCACCAAGAGCCGGUUUGAGAUGUUCUCAAACAAUGAUGAGGCUGCAAUCAACAAAAAGCUUCCCAAGGAACUGCUGCUUCGAAUAUUCUCCUUCCUGGAUGUGGUCACGCUAUGCCGUUGUGCUCAGGUCUCCAGGGCAUGGAAUGUCCUGGCCCUUGAUGGCAGCAACUGGCAACGCAUUGACCUGUUUGAUUUCCAGAGAGACAUUGAGGGACGCGUAGUGGAGAAUAUUUCUAAAAGAUGUGGGGGUUUCUUACGAAAGCUCAGCCUACGUGGAUGCCUAGGUGUAGGAGACAACGCAUUAAGGACGUUUGCACAGAACUGCAAAAAUAUUGAAGUUUUGAAUCUGAAUGGCUGCACCAAGAUUACAGAUGCUACAUGUACUAGCCUUAGCAAGUUUUGCUCCAAACUCCGGCAUCUUGAUCUAGCUUCCUGCACCUCAAUAACCAACCUGUCCCUCAAAGCACUGAGUGAGGGCUGUCCUCUACUAGAACAGCUCAAUAUCUCCUGGUGUGACCAAGUGACAAAGGAUGGCAUCCAGGCUUUAGUGAGAGGCUGCGGUGGACUCAAAGCUCUGUUUCUUAAGGGCUGUACACAGCUGGAAGACGAAGCCCUUAAAUAUAUUGGAGCACACUGUCCUGAACUGGUAACUUUAAAUUUGCAAACCUGCUUGCAAAUUACAGAUGAUGGCCUCAUUACAAUAUGUAGAGGAUGCCACAAGUUACAAUCUCUGUGUGCCUCUGGCUGUUCCAACAUCACUGAUGCCAUCUUGAAUGCCUUAGGGCAAAACUGCCCAAGGCUUAGAAUAUUGGAAGUGGCUCGGUGUUCCCAACUCACAGAUGUGGGCUUUACCACUCUGGCUCGGAAUUGUCAUGAGCUAGAAAAAAUGGACCUGGAGGAGUGUGUUCAGAUAACAGACAGCACAUUAAUCCAGCUCUCCAUACACUGUCCACGGCUCCAAGUAUUGAGUUUAUCACACUGUGAGCUCAUCACUGAUGAUGGUAUUCGCCAUCUGGGCAAUGGCGCCUGUGCUCACGAUCGCCUGGAGGUUAUCGAGCUGGACAACUGCCCUUUGAUUACAGACGCUUCCUUGGAACACCUCAAAAGCUGCCAUAGUCUGGAAAGGAUAGAGUUGUAUGACUGUCAACAGAUAACACGGGCUGGAAUCAAGAGACUCAGGACCCACUUACCCAAUAUUAAAGUUCACGCCUACUUCGCGCCCGUGACCCCCCCACCCUCAGUGGGGGGCAGCAGACAGCGCUUCUGCAGAUGUUGCAUCAUCCUAUGACGCGGGAGUUGAUCUACCUUGUGCAAAAAACUGAGUAUUUAAAUUACCCUUCUAGAAGUAACCGUGGACACCAGUAUCUCCAUGAAAAGUGAUGCCGGUGGUCUUUUCGUGAGGGCCUUUUGAAAGAAGGCAAAGCAGCGGGAACUGGAUGCUGAACUCUGUUCCCCUUUUUUGCCCCAUAGCCACACAUGAAAACACACAUGUCAUAGUGUACACACAUACCCACACACACACCUACUUAGUCCAGCAAACUGAAGGACUCUGGAGCUGAGGAGCUGGAUCAGUGGGAUCUUUCUCCCUUUUUUCCUUGUAGGUGGAUUGGUAUAAUGAUGAACCAUUCCUACUGGGCAUGCUCAGAAAAAAAAUCAUGGGGAGGUGGGCGGGCAAGACAGUUGGGAGGGGAUCAUCACACACCUCUGAAAAACUGCUGUUCCUUGGAAGUGAGAAGGAAAAGAUCAUUCUUUUGAUAUUUAAUCAGCAAGAUGGACAAACCCUUCAGUGCAAGUCUGGGGAGAGGGUUGAUAACUGAGGAAGGGAACAGAAAUGAACACUGAAUCUUAAAGUCACUGUCAGAGGGAAGAAAAUGUAAAAAAAAUCCCAACACAAUCCAAGGUUAUAUAUUUUUUAUUUCUUAAAAAAAUCAUCCUUGUGUUAGGGAAUGUUAAAACAGCAGCCAUUGUGAGAUGUUUAUUCCUGCGCUUCUGUAUUUCCUCGUUUUACGUGCCGGCACAUACACUGAGCAUGCUCAUGUUGAAGGUUCAGCGGUUUAUCUUCCGUGUUUCAUAGCAUUUGGCUCAGAGGCUUCCUAGAUUGUUGUGACGAUAAAGCUAGAAAUCUGUAAUGUCAGGUCUGAUUUAUUUUCUUUUGUUUUUUUUUCUUUUCCUCAGUAUCUCCACAAUUUUUUUAAAAAAAGAAAUAGAUGUCUAAUUCUGAAAUUGUAUGAAACAAUUGAACAUAAAAUAUAUGUCAAGGUUAUUUUUUAAGGCAUCUUUUACCACUAGGUUUGAAAAUAUAGCUGUGAAACAGAUGGAUGUUACAAAAGCAAAAGCCCUUCUAUACAGAUUCUUUCCCAGAUUUUUAAACCAAUAAUUCAAGUUGGAGAGGAUGGCAUUUGUUAUAUCAUAGUGUAUGUUCAGAUGUACAUCUAUCAAAGAAACAUAUGACCCUAAAUCAAAAACUGCACACAACUAUAUAUUACUCUGUUUUAAAUAGUAAUUUUCCUGCAUCAUGAGAGCCAUCUCUGAAAGUUCCUCUUUAGUCAGUCUGGUUUUCAUAGCUUCAUAGCCAAAUGGGUGCAAUCUGUUUAGAAGUCGCCACCUUGAUGUGAAAAUUAGCUAGAUUUAUCUAGUUCAACACUAAAGGGUAUAACAAUAUAUUUCAUUUUGCUUUGCUUAAUUUAGAGCUACUUCAUCAGAAAGCACUGGAGCCAUUUCAUGGUGCCUUGGAGGCCAAGUUGUGUAGUGGAUGGGUUUUUUUAAAAAAAAAUACAUGCAGAAUAAUAAUGUCAUUCCAGUUUCCUGCAGGCUGAAUUACCAAUUCAACCAUCUAUUGGCUUUGUCCUUCACAAAUUAUGCCCAAACAUAGAUUUUAAAGGCACCUGCCAGUGUGAUGGCUGGAUUACAGAAAGCACAAAGGAGCCUUUUAUAAGGAGAAGUACAGUCCCUAUGCGCAUGGCUCACUUAUUGAUGUUUCUUACAAACAUCCAAUUUUGUAAUUGGAAGCUUCCCAUUUGCCUAUUCUCAUUCCAGUUGUUUCUGAUCUGCUGCUCUCUUUUCUGAUGUGUCGACUCCUUAUGUCCCAAGGCAUGGCUUGCCAAAUAACUCCUUCUCUUCCAACUCAGUUCAACUCCCAAAGAUUUACUCCACUGUUGUGGCUCUCAGAGUGGGAGAUAAAAAGCCAUGUUGGUAACAGAUGAAAAUCUUUAAUGCAGCUUGCCAUGGUACUGUCAGGCUAUGCACAAAUGGGAUAAAAGCAUCUUAAACGUGUAUAGAAUUGUCAAGUCAGUUAAUGUUGCCGGAUUUGCACUGGAUACCAAAGACUGGGACAGGGAAGCUGAAAUAUAGUUAUGGCGAAAGAAACUGGAUGUGUUCUCCACUUUAUCCCUCCUGAUGUUAAAGUGAAAAGGUCUCCAUCCAGAGUUGGAAGCACACUUUGCACAAGUAGAUCGGGCUGGUUCCGAGCGGGUGGUGAGACAGAAGUCUGACCCAGACAGCAUUACAAAUUGUUCAAAUAUAAGGCCAGGUACUCACUUUUCAUUCUCUGCAGCACACAGAUCUUGGAGGACAAUCCUUAGUUAUUUUAACUGGCAGAAGAAUUGGGGGUGGGGAAUACUAUUGUUUUAUGGGAGUUGUCCUGUGAAAUGUUCUCUUAUUUAAGCUAAGGCGCUAAAAAGUUACUUUGGAUUUCAGAGAAUUUGUGUUUCCCUGUGCCCUCUUGAGAAUUAUUAAAUUUAUGCAGUGA
Messenger RNA from Anolis sagrei ordinatus, 4140 nucleotides. It is a transcript of the gene FBXL20, whose product is annotated as F-box and leucine rich repeat protein 20. Gene Ontology annotation, molecular function: protein binding. NCBI's taxonomy places the organism in Eukaryota, Metazoa, Chordata, Lepidosauria, Squamata, Anolidae. Gene Ontology annotation, biological process: SCF-dependent proteasomal ubiquitin-dependent protein catabolic process. The record is from RefSeq and is a predicted model, not a curated record. Gene Ontology annotation, cellular component: cytoplasm; SCF ubiquitin ligase complex.